GGCCGCGGCAACGUCAUUCCGCCGCGAACCUCCGGCCGCGUCGCACGCCGCCAUGAUAGACCACCCGCGCGCCUACGAGCAAAACAUGUGCGAUAUGUAUCUCUCCUCGACCUCCCCCGAACCCGUCCGCCUCGCCGACUUCGAAGUGUUCAAAAAGGGAACCUUCAUCUACGGAAACUACUACUCAAAUCCCACCUACGAUGCGUAUACAGAGCCAGAGAUCGAGAACACCACAAACGUAUACCACAACUUGGUCACCCACCGGGAGUGGAACAGAGAUGACUGGAGAUACAAAGUCGUCGUCGAAUGGAACCAUCACGACACCAUCUCCUGGCUGAUCGAGACCGUGCAGUUUGCUGGAAUAAGUGAAUAUGACGUUCCAUUUGACAACUUCAGGAUUCCCGGCAUCGUGCUCAGAGGAUUAAAAAGAGAAGACAUUAUACAGAAGAUGUUGACACCCAGUGUUGAAACGUUGAAAAGCCGGCAAAUAGCUGAUGAAGUUUUCAACAAACUCCAGAUUCGUCUCAAUGAGGAAAUGAUGAGGGAGUCGUCUCUCUUUAGAUAUGCUGAAGGCGAUCCCUAUCAGCAUUCCGAAGCAGUUCAAGUGCUUGACCUAGAUUCUUUGGACCACAAGCAUAGAUUCCCUUCUGACUACAGACCUAAUGAUGGUAAUUUAUUAAUAGCCGCUUGCGAUUCCAGCGACGACGCUGAAGAUGCAUUCCCUGGUUCCGACACGGCGUCUCCUGGUUAUGGAAGUGACAGAUCUUUGGAUGAUGAUGACAAGCGCAAACAGUUCAAAAGACCGCCGGGCAGGCCAAAAGGCAGUGGGAGGAAGGUCUGCAAGCGUCCGCGCAGCGUUUCCGUUCCAGAAUUUCUGCGGAAUCUGCUACUGGACCCGGACUACUGCCCGUCUAUCAUCAAAUGGGAAGACCACUCAUUGGGAAAAUUUAGGUUCGUGAAGCCUGACGAAGUCGCGAAACUCUGGGGAAAACUGAAGCAGAACGACAACAUGACCUUCGAGAAGUUCAGCCGAGCCAUGAGGUACCACUACAGACAGUCAGUCCUCGUCUCCGUGCCCUCGGCCAGACUCGUUUACCAGUUCGGCCACAAGGGGCCCGACAUCACCACCACCAAUCCUAACUUCUCCAAAGUUAAAUCGGAGAACAUCGAACAACUGACGUAUUCCUAGUUAAAUUUUAAGGCUUAGGUUAGAAUUGUUAAAUCGAUGCUCAGUGUACGGUUAAGUCAAGUAUUAUAGGCAAUUUCGAACGUUGAGGCGACGUUGGUAGGAUCGCUCGUUGUGAGUUUUGGAAGUUCCUUUUCGCGGUUUCUACCAGUGUUUGGGUGUGUGGUGUCACCAGAAGACAUGCCACUAGUUUGACCUGACUCUUCAGCUACAGCACACUUUUCGCGAGGUUAUUUGUAGAUGUCAUUGUUGUCUUUUUGUUUUUUUUUUUGUGGCAUUUGUACUUUCCUGGAGAUUUUUGAAAGUCAUCAAACUAGUGUAUGUACAGUCCGUCGUUAAUCGACGUGGUCGUUACGAUAUCGUUUAAUAUAUUAAUAUUUAUGGGAUAACAGAAUGUACACCAAUUUACCGGUGGGCAACGUCGACCCAUGUACCAUUUAGAUGGUUAUAAUAAAUAGAUAGGUGUUUUCUGAAAUGUUAUGGAUGUGAUUAGUUCUGACAGGCUCAAAUUGAUGUAUCUAAGGUUGUAUUGCAUUGUUAUUGCAUGUGGUAUGUUACCCCACAUGUGACCCACAACGGGGCACGGCUCUCCCCACACGACUCCGUUGUUGGGUCACAUGUUGUACUCCGUCAAUUAACGGUUGUAAACCCUUGUUAAAGUGUCCAUAUUACUUUAUAAGUGACUUUUAAUGUAUUUUUUAGAAUUUUUGUCUCGACGAGUUUUCUUGGAUUGCCCCGGUCCGAUGCUUCGAAUUUUUGAUAGAGUUUUAAUAUUUUCAUUGUUACCAUUAUUAUAUUAAAAAACUUAGUCUAAUAACUCCAAACAUUCCAUUUUAAUUUAUAAAUCAAUAAGUUAUUAUAAUUAGAUUUAACGAAGUUGCCAUAUGUAUUCAGCGUUUGUUAAAUGUACUUAAAAAUCGAAUUUCCUCAUCAGUCAUUGUCAUUGUACUCAUCUUCAUUAAUUUUAUAUACUUCUAUGUAUUAGAUUUAAGUGUUGUGGGAAACGACAAGUAUUGUUAUCUCCAAUCUCAGUGUUGAUUAAAAUAAUUAUAAAAUAAAAAGGCGCAUUGGUGCAAUGUUUAAAAUUUUUGACAUAAAGAUCUGUAGGCCAAAGAUUAAGUUCGACAAAUUCGUUUUUAAGAUUUUACGGAUAAAGACAUAAUAAUUUUUGACAAUUUUAACGUAGGAUUAAGUUGACGUCUCUCAGGCAUUUGCUGUGAUGUAAAAUAAAAGUUGGUCGAUUUCUGUAUAUAGUUUCUUAUUCUGUUAGGUGAUGUAAGAUUAUGUUUUAUUCUUUUGUUAUACAUCUUUAGUUUUCCAUAAUUUUGAUGCAUUUUAUAGAUAAUCUGAAAUUAACCACUGUUUUUAAUUUUUUGGACCAACUCGAGGUCACAUUAUAUUAUUUGACAAAAGGAAUAAUUCCAUUGAAUGAUAUUUCGUCUUUUCUAAAUAUUAUUCCAGUUUGCAGUAUUUUUAUAUUUGUUAAUAUUAAAAUUGAAGGUACAUAUUUUUACGCCAAAUGACUUGCAGACGGUUAUAACGAUGAUGUUUCUGAAAAUAAGAUAUUUUUUAAAGACGUACAUUUAAUAAAGGAAAAAUGCAAUGGUAUCAAUAGUACAACUAUAUGAACGAAAUGGAAUUUUGUAAUGUUUAAUAAUCAACAAUUUAUAUAUUAUGCAAUAACAUAAUACGUAGAUUGUGCCGUGAAGAUACGACCUUUGACGUCCUUGGAGAAAAGGCUGCGGUGAAGUUUGUUGCGCCGCUUCUUCUUCACCUGCGCUUUGGAAGUCGGCAGUAGACUUAGUUUAAGUAAUUUUUUUUCGACGUCAAUAAGUUUUGUAUCUUCUUCUCCUUAUUUAAGAGCUACGCUCUUGUCGGUGGAUUAUACGCCACACCUCUCUAUUCUCGGCUUUGCUUUUAAGGUCUCGAUACGAAACAACGCCUGUCUUCUCUUUCAGUUGGCUUAGCAUAGCUUUUCCUCGGUCAAUGUAAUGGAGUCAUGUAUAUCGUCCUAAAUUGAAUAAAGAAUUCUGAAGAAGAUAUUUUUUUCAAGACAUUUUGUUCCGUUAAUAAAAUACACAAUAAUCUAAGCCGGCUGUCUCUGUACUGGUGAAUGGUUCUUAAAGUUUAAUACCGCGUUGAAAUUAAGAGAUAAGUAUUUAAUGGCACAAUCUAUAUAUAUAUUUUAUAUCUGAAAAGUUCAGUACAAAACUGUGUCUUAAUAUACAACGAUAAAAAAUAUAUACGUAAGUAUCUAAAAUACGUAAAACCAUUUUAAUCUGAAUAAAUGGAAAUUUCUAUAAUGUAAUUUUAUUAUUAUUAUUAUUAUUCUGAAUUUAUUCGAUAUUCCAAUUUGUGUGUAUUUAUAAGAUUAGAUAAAUUGUAUCAAUAAAUUAUUAGUCAAGUUUAAUGACAAUAUAUUAGGUAUUGAACGAUUGAAUUCAUUUUCACUUGUUUCAAAUCUUCUUAGCGUGUCGACUCGGCGAAUCACGUCACUGAAUACGCCUCCGAUACAACAUCAUAAUUUGUUUCUUAAUGAACUCACAAUCCAAAAGAAACAAUAUAUAUUAUUAAUUUUCUCCACAUAUGGAUCUAUUUAAAAAUAUUAAAUGAAUUAAAAAUUACAAAGGGGUACGAAUUAUAUAAGUAGUUAUAUACAUAUGUAUAUAUAUUUACAAAAAUCCGGAACCGUUAUUUGUGCUCAAUUUAGGUUACUACCGUGGAGUAAUUAAUAUAAUUAUUUGUAUAAUUUUCCGUAUAUAUGAGUAAUGGCUUAUUACAUACUUAUAAUAAUUUGUAUUUAUCCCUAAUCGAUCGUUCAAAUUUGUCCUUAUUUAACAUUAUUAGACAUUUUUGAAGUGAAAACUUCUUUAGCAGCGUCGUGGACUUUUUGUGAUGAGUAAAAAAUGUUAAACUCGCGUCAGGACACGUGACCCUGAUCGAAAAUUCGUAAGACGUCAAAAAUGCACAACGUUAAUAUUCAAGUUUUCACUUCAGCCGGCACUCCCGCAGUGCAACCCGUUUUUUUUUACCAUUUACUUAGUUACCGAAUGACGUCUGUUAUAUAUAAUUUGUAUAAUAUAUAGGUACUACCAAUUUAUGAAUAUUUGGUGGCCAUUUUAUGUACAGUUGAAUUUUUUUGAUUUAUUUUUCUAAUAGUCUUAAGAUAUUUGUUGUUACUGCAUGUGCAAUUUGAAGUUAUGAUUUCCGAAAUAAUUAUGUCAGUAAGAGAGAAAUAUACGAUUUAUGAAUGUGA
Molecule: messenger RNA, 4442 nt
Organism: Plodia interpunctella (Indianmeal moth)
Lineage: Eukaryota; Metazoa; Arthropoda; Insecta; Lepidoptera; Pyralidae
Gene: Ets
Product: ETS-related transcription factor Elf-3-like
Exons: 2
Coding region: 53-1189 (378 amino acids)
Biological process (GO): cell differentiation; regulation of transcription by RNA polymerase II
Cellular component (GO): nucleus
Molecular function (GO): sequence-specific DNA binding; DNA-binding transcription factor activity, RNA polymerase II-specific
Source: RefSeq, a predicted model, not a curated record